Phytophthora sojae is the source of this 498-nucleotide messenger RNA. RefSeq lists its product as hypothetical. The record is from RefSeq and is a predicted model, not a curated record. The coding region runs from base 25 to 453 and encodes 142 amino acids. Lineage: Eukaryota; Oomycota; Peronosporomycetes; Peronosporales; Peronosporaceae. The transcript has 3 exons.
CCGACACUGGUAGUCUCCGGAAGCAUGCAAGCAUGCAUCACCGCUGUUGCCUCCGCCAAGAACAUGGUGUCGUGGACCGCCGCCGCCAAGUACAUUGAAUCUGCCGCCGCUGCUGGCAAGGACAUCACCGCCGCCGCCAAGGACGAGUCACUGAGAGGUGCUUCAAUGUCCAAGUUGCUGAGUGGUGCAUGCAUCCGCUGCUGCCAAGGCCAUGCUGCCGCCGCCACCAACGACGACACCAACGACGAAGAGCUGAGCGGUACCACCAAGUACAACGUCGCUGCCGUCGCUGCCAAGGACACGGUGCCGCGAGUCGCCGUCGCCAAGGACGAGAUGUUCGGUGGUUCCAAGGACAAGCUGCUCGGAGUGGCCACCAUGGACGAGAUGCUUAGAGGUACCACGGCCAAGGCAAAUACAGUAGAACUAUCGCUGAAGAGAAUAGUGGACGGGUAAUAAUACUUCAUCAAGAUUGAAUGCACAACUAGUUCUUUUAGAAGU